This is a messenger RNA of Cylindrotheca closterium, 1638 nucleotides long. NCBI's taxonomy places the organism in Eukaryota, Bacillariophyta, Bacillariophyceae, Bacillariales, Bacillariaceae. The record is from the annotation of a GenBank genome assembly.
AUGAUCCACCGAUCCUACAUAUCAAUCGCCCAAGUGGCUUCAUUUCUUAGCACAACCCUUGCAUUUUUGUUACCGUGCAUUUCCUAUGCUCUGUCAAGUCGACAACAUACCAUUCGAAAUUUUCAGGUAGCAGCUUCAAACAGAAUACCUUUUUCUCGACGUCAACAAUGCCCCAUUACGAGCAGACCACCUCAAAGAAUUGCAAGUAAGAGAUCAAGAUUAUUAGCAGCAGAUAGUGACGAACCUGUCACUGCCAACUCGUACGAAUCAUCGUCCAAUGCCAUUCCAAUUGACGGAUCCAUGUGGCCCGACCGGUUUCCAGCUCAAGAUCAUUGUUCCAGAUGCGGCUUGUGCGAGACUUCCUUUGUUUCCAAAGUUACGGAUGCAUGUGCUUUUUUGGGAGAGGGAAUGGCACGAAUGGAUUCCAUGGAACCAAAAGUACAUGGACGAUCUCGCGUGUUGGAUGAUUUGGCUUGGUCCUCGUCAGCAGACUACUCCUCGUCAAUCAAGGACGAGGGGCGCUUUGGAGUCUUGCAGGAACCCAUUCAAUUAGCCAAGGGAACCGAGACACAAGCGCAAUGGACGGGGUGUGUGACAGGAAUUGCACUCGCAAUGCUGGAAUCCAACAUGGUGGAUGCGGUGGUAUGCAUUGCCAGUCAAAACGACGACUCCUCUGCUAGUAGUUGGGCCGUGCCCGAACCGAUUCUUGCUCGGACAUCUGAAGAAGUAUUGCGAGGAAGAGGCGUCAAGCCGGCGCUAGCACCAAGCCUCAAGGUGUUGGACCAAAUCAAGAAUGAUAGCACGAUACAGAAGCUGUUAUUUUGUGGUGUCGGGUGUGCAGUGCAAGCCUUUCGAGCUAUUCAAGACGAUUUGAAACUCAAAGAAGUCUAUGUAUUAGGGACCAACUGUGCUGAUAACAGUCCAACUCCCGAGGCAGCAAAUAAUUUCAUCGAACAAGGCCUCAGCGUAAAAAGUGAGAGUGUAUUGGGGUAUGAAUUCAUGCAGGAUUUCAAAGUACACGUCAAGACUACUGAUUCCUACGUUACCAAGCCAUACUUUUCUCUUCCAGGAACCAUUGCGGAACCUUCCAUUGCCAAAUCCUGCUUGGCCUGUUUUGAUUACACCAAUGGCCUGGCCGAUGUCGUUGUGGGUUACAUGGGAGCACCACUGGAUAGUAAUUCAAGGAUGGACGAGUCCUUCCAAACGAUUGCUAUACGAAACGAACGAGGUGUCCAAAUGGUACAAACGGCAGUCAAGGCAUCUAGAUUAAAACUGCACGGCACGGCUCCCGGAAAGGGAGGCCACGAAUCUCUAUCCUCGGCUACUGUAGCAGCCGACAGUAUUGUCCUGUCCAUGGUUGGAGAGAAAGAUCCUCCAGAGCAAGGAAUGCCAGCCUUGAUGGGUGAAAUCAUGGCAUUUGCCAUGCGAAAUUUGGGACCCAAAGGCAUCAAUUUUGCUCGGUAUUCCGUCGACUAUCAUCUUUUGCGAAACUAUCUCCACAUUCUAAAUGAAUGGGGCGAAGCAAGAACCACCAUGGCACUUCCGGCGUCUGCAAAAGAAAUAGUCGAGCACUAUCUACAAACGGAUUCUUCAUUUCAGGAGAUAGUCACAAAGAUUCGUGCCAAGGCAAAACGAUGA